This is a messenger RNA of Porites evermanni, 4770 nucleotides long. NCBI's taxonomy places the organism in Eukaryota, Metazoa, Cnidaria, Anthozoa, Scleractinia, Poritidae. The record is from the annotation of a GenBank genome assembly.
AUGUAUUCAAUUGUUUGGGAUUUUGCUGGACAACCUGUCUACUAUGCAACGCAUCCGCUUUUUCUCACACAAAGAGCAGUGUACCUGUUAGUUUUUGACCUCAGCCGAGGUCUUCAUGCAAGAGCCGAUCCCACCGUAAAGCAAGGAAUGUACAGCAUGAUUUUAGACAACCACGAUUGUAAAAGUAACCUAGACUAUCUGGAUUUCUGGAUGACAUGGGUUGCUUCAAUAGGCAAUCAAGAUGAAAACCAGCAGAUACGUUUGGAUCAAUCACCAAUGAAUAUUCCCCCUGUGUUCCUUGUUUGCACUCAUGCUGAUGAACCCUGUGGUGGAGUAGAUCCAUUUGUGCUAGCGCGUGAAGUAUUUGGUUCCUUGGAGACCAAGCCUUACAAAAACCAGUUGUAUCAAGACGUUUUUGUUGUGGAUAACACAAAGUCAGGAAGUAAAGCAGAGUGUUCAGAAGUUAAGCGCUUGUGGGAAAAAGUCCGUGCUGUUGCUAAGGAGCUACCACAGAUGAAAGAAGACUACCCGGUAAAGUGGCUAAGAUUCGAAAAGGCUCUUCAAACCGCAGUAAGGGAGGGGAAAAAGUGGAUUUCCCUGGAGGAGACAAGGCUGAUUGCGUCCAAACUGUGUCACAUUGAGGAUGAUCAAGGAUUUGCAACCUUGUUGAACUUUCUACAUGACCAGAGAAUCUUGAUUCAUUUUGACAGUUCACCACUUUUGAAUAAUAUGGUGAUCCUGGAUCCUCAGUGGUUGGUCGAAUUGUUUACUUCGGUGAUAACCGUAAAGCCGGGUCCCUAUGAAGGAAAAGAAAGAGAAUUGUGGAGAAGGCUUCAGACAGAGGGAAUCUUGGAGUAUAAACUUUUGGAACUUGUGUGGGAUCCUUUAUCAAUUCCAAAAGAAAUGUUUCCGAGCCUUCUAGAAAUCAUGGAGAAAUUCAGCUUGCUUUGUCCUUGGCCAUCAUCAGAUGCUUCAUGUAGCAAGCAGUAUCUCGUGCCCUCUAUGCUAAUGUCUCAUCCACCAAAGGAUAUUAUCAAGUUGGUAGCCUCUGCACAAAUUCCAUCCUUUUAUAUUAGGUUCGAAUCUGGGCAGGUUCCUCCAGGCUUUUUUCCCCGACUUGUGUUGCAGUUUUUUCAGUGGGGCCAAGACGGAGUUUGGAGGGCAGAGAAUCCUCAGUUGUACGCUAAUUUUGCGCGGUUUUACACCUCUGCAGAUGACGACUGCUCUGUAAUUCUUCGAUGCCAUUCAUCGUGUAUUGAAGUUGUGGUUCACAGAGGAAAUGCCAGUACAAACUUGACAGCAUGUUUACAAUCCAAGCUGAACCUGUCUGCAGUUCCCAACUAUGAUGGAUUUGAAGAGGCCUGUGCUCGUGCUGUGCGAAGACAACUGGUGUUGAUGCUUGAGUGCAUGCGAGAAGAAUUCUUUUGGUUUAAGAAUAUGAAAUAUAAAAUAGGUGUGAUCUGCCCUGUUUGUUGCCAAGAAAGUAAAGCUAAUUACUGCUGCAAACAUCACAAGCAGUGGUGGUGUGAGCAAGAGGAAUGUCUGCACUUCAUAUCUGAGUCUGAUUUGCGCAAGGCCAAAGACUUCAUCAGGUGUCUGAGGUGCCCUACAGCGGAAAUUAACAAAGUUCACGUCAAACGGUUUGCACCUUGGUUUGAAACUUCUGAUGAACAGGUGAAAGACUCCAACUUUUGCUGUAAAUUGCUUUAAAACAUUUACUACCAAUCUCGACUAUUUUUAUCUACUCCUUUAGUGCCAGUCUUUUGUUAUCCCAGACACUCCAAUCAAACCCUCUCGUUUUCUUAAACCUCAGUAUGUUCUCACGAAAACGAUGGCAACAAACCUAUUAGAAAGAGUGUAACCGGUAUUAAGUGGUCCCCAUUUUAAGCGAACACUAUCGUGAUUGAUUCCUACUCUUUUCUCUCCUUAUUACCUGUAAACCCAACCUGGUUUUAGUGGACAUUUCGAUCUACCAUACUAGCGAUGGUCCCGUGGGUGUACGCUNAUGUUUACAAUCCAAGCUGAACCUGUCUGCAGUUCCCAACUAUGAUGGAUUUGAAGAGGCCUGUGCUCGUGCUGUGCGAAGACAACUGGUGUUGAUGCUUGAGUGCAUGCGAGAAGAAUUCUUUUGGUUUAAGAAUAUGAAAUAUAAAAUAGGUGUGAUCUGCCCUGUUUGUUGCCAAGAAAGUAAAGCUAAUUACUGCUGCAAACAUCACAAGCAGUGGUGGUGUGAGCAAGAGGAAUGUCUGCACUUCAUAUCUGAGUCUGAUUUGCGCAAGGCCAAAGACUUCAUCAGGUGUCUGAGGUGCCCUACAGCAGAAAUUAACAAAGUUCACGUCAAACGGUUUGCACCUUGGUUUGAAACUUCAGAUGAACAGGUGAAAGACUCCAACUUUUGCUGUAAAUUACUUUAAAACAUUUACUACCAAUCUCGACUAUUUUUAUGUACUCCUUUAGUGCCAGUCUUUUGUUAUCCCAGACACUCCAAUCAAACCCUCUCGUUUUGUUAAACCCCAGUAUGUUCUCACGAAAACGAUGACAACAACCCUAUUAGAAAGAGUGAAACCGGUAUUAAGUGGUCCCCAUUUUAAGCGAACACGAUCGUGAUUGAUUCCUACUCUUUUCUCUCCUUAUUACCUGUAAACCCAACCUGGUUUUAGUGGACACCUCGAUCUACCAUACUAGCGAUGGUCCCGUGGGUGUACGCUUAAUACAGUUUUAUUUAGCGUUUUCUCAAUGCUCUGUUGGUUAAGACCGCAGGAAAUCACUGGCACGUGUUUCUUUACAAGUGAUGUUUAGAGAAAGUCGUCAACACCACAUGUAAACCUUCUUUGUUACAGGCUAUAGCUGAUGCAAGUGAGCCAAGACAUUCCGCUUCUGGAGGUGGUAAGACUGUCACACUAAUAGCGUAGAUGGAUAAUGUAGAAGAGAGAACUAAGUUAUUGUGUGUAAUUAAAAACCAUUCCGACAAAAAUAUUCGUCUCUUGGAGAUAUCUUAAUCUACUUCUAGCAUUCCCUGGUAGUUAUCUUUAUACUGGAAACUUGGUAGGCUUCGAAAUGACUAAUAUCCCAAACAAACCAAUCUGUCCCUGCCGGGGAUAGCGCUACAAAGCGCCUGUGCUUUUUGUCUGAAUGCUACAAGUCGAACAUGAAUUCGAAGUUGUAAAACAUCAUUGCCUUUCGCAGGAAUUGAUGAAAAAUUGCCUGUACUUCCAAGCAAGGCUAUAGAAACACUCAUGUCCCAGCCGUGUGACUCCAGAGAGGUAGUACUUCAACUGAAAGACUGUUUGAAACUGGAUGAAGUUGUCUUAGAGCAUCCAGACUCUGAGACCAAACGAUUGAUUCGUUGCCUUGCAAAUAAAGCAAAACAGUCCAACAGGCCUGACGUGCUCAGAGAAUUGAGAGAGAUUACACCAGCUGGAACUACAGGUAUAGAGUUUGUCGUGGGCCGGGGUUAAUGUAAGUACGGACGCGGAGAUAAUAUUUUGGAUUGGUGGGGAAAGCUGGCGGUUAGGGCGAGUUCAGCGAGUUAUCUAGGAGAGUCCAGGCAUGCUUCUCCGGAAAAUUUUGAAAUAUAGAGUUUCUGGAAUUGCUUAGUAUUGGUGAUUUUUUAAAAAAAGGACGAAACAUUUUCCGAAACAUUUCCGUACGAACAAUAGCACAGUCCGAACAUUUUACUGUCGAUGGAUUUUUGACUGAGGCGUAUGCAAUAUCGGCGGUAUAGACUUAUUUCAGAGAGGUUGCUUAAAUCAGUAAUAGCUUCACUGUGUUUCUUUUCUUGGCGUUGUGUUCAAAAAAUCAGUUUCCUAAACAAGGCGGGUCAAAAAUUUCAAGAAAAAACAAAAAUAAUGUCCCUAAAUAAUGUGCGAAAGUUGUUUUUCACUCAGCUUUUGUCUCUAAAGUGAAUUCCUCUAUCCAGCUCCUUCUUUCUUUUAGAUCCAUUUUGUUAAUUUCUUUAAGCCCUGCACUGAUUUGUUACCCUUUUUGACCUCGCUCUCUUUCCUGUAGGUCCUUUGUUGCCCGAGUGUCUUGAUGUUAUGAAUAUACCUACUUCUCAAAUAGAGAGACUUACACUUCAUUUAAGCGGUGAGUGUCAUUUAUCUUGUGACAGGUUCAUCAGUAAUUCUCAUUUUUGGAAUUAAAAGACAGCUCAGAAUGGUCACAGAGAAAUAACUUUCGUUAUAAUUGUACUGACCUCUGUGAGUGAAUGCACUAUCAGAUUGUAUGUGAUCUUUCGAAUCUUUUAAUUGCACCUUAGAGUGUAUCGGGUUAUUAGCACUAUAUGCUAGAGGCCUAACUAGGCUCAUGUAAAGCCGAGGGUAAAUAAAGUUUAUUUGUCACCUUUCACACCUAGAAUGCACUUUGACAAUGUUAUGACGUUAUUUUAUCUUUAAUAUGAGGGCAGACAGACAAAAAAAACUGGGGUCAGUUUGUUGAUUGGAAGCGGUGUACUUCGCUAUUAACUUGGCGGGAAAAAUUGGAAUUUACACGUACGCAGGCGGUUUUUAAGAAUUUAGUCUUUAAUAUGGUAAUUAUCAUAUUCCUUUAAAGAAAAUUGUAUUAUUCCUUUUUGUAGGAGGACAGGAGUGGAAGCAGCUUGCUGAAAAACUAGGCUUGGCUCCACACGAGAUUCGUUUCCUUGAUAACCGAGUAAUGAACCCGUGUGAAGCUGCUAUUGCGUUUAUUGCUAGACAGCGGUACAUCACUGUAGGAGAGCUGUAUGACACGAUAAGCGAGUGUGAGCUUCCUCUUGUAGCUGACAUUCUGUAA